UGUGCUUCAAAAUUGACAAGAGUGGGAAGGAACAGGAUAAAAAAAAACAGGUUAUAAUCGAAAGAAGCAACAACAAAAUCAAUUGUUUAUUUCUAUUAAUCUUUGCUAAAGAACCGGAAAUCUCUGAUAAAUAAAUGGGUGACGAAAAGCAGCCUGAUGAUGCUCAAUCAGAUCUAUCAAAUGCAACAGAAAGCUUAAAAAUUGAAGGUGAUCAGAAAGAGAAUGGAGAUGCAUCAAAAUCUGACAAAGUAAAAAUUGACAUCCUGUUGAAAGCUACAGGCAAUGCUCCAAUUAUGAAAAAGAAAAAGUGGGCUGUGGAUGCAGAGAAACCCAUUGGAUGGAUCAUGGAGUUUGUCAAGAAAUAUCUUAAAUUAGAAGCAGAUGAGAAACUGUUUCUAUACGUGAACCAGACGUUUGCACCGUCACCAGACCAGUUAGUGAAAAACCUUUACGAGUGUUUUGGAACUGAUGGUAAACUAGUGUUGCAUUACUGCAAAAGUCAAGCUUGGGGCUGAAAUGCCAACUGUGUUCCAAAGUAAGCUAUAUGAACUUUAAAGACAAUUUUAACAAGUAAGGGCUUGAAUUUACUGAAUAAGAAUUUAUCUAUAACAUAAGGUUCAUUGUGGGAAAUCAUUCACAUUGAUAUUUUAAAUGCAUUCUGUUUUAUCUGCAGUCUGGUACGUUUGAUGGAAAUACAUAUGAAAUACAUCAUUUAAUGUAGAAGGGGCAAAAUAUGUAUGUACUUUCUUGUAAGAAAAAAUGACAAAGUCAGAACGCAGGUAUUAAAUUCUUUAUUAUAAUUUGUUGCUUUAUCCCAAAAUGUUUUCCUUUAGUUUAUAUCUAGUCAUUGUAACUGUUAAGUUUUUUGGAGAUUUAUCAGAAUUUGGGCAAAAAAUAUAUUUUUGAUAGUGAACACUCAGGCUAAUUUAAAACAGCCAUGUUAGGCACUUGUCUCACCGGCAACGAUUAACGAGUAGAGCUAGAACUAGAAACGAGUUAGCGAGACGCGGGGAGCGAGUGCGUAGUUCCGAUAUUUGUGUAGCUCGGCUAUAAGCGAGUGUGCGAGUGAGGUGGGCGAGUACUCGCAUCACUCGCUCGCUAGAUACACACAGUAGAGAAAUGACCACUGGUUGCUCUCUAGAGUGUCGCCGAGCGAGUGUUAUCUUUCAUAGCUCUUGUCGCUCAGCGACAAACUAGUGAAGCGAGUGCUCGCCGGCAGUGUGAACAGUCAGCGAUCAACUAUUUGUAUAUGCAUCUCUUUUAUUCACACGGAAAGUAUAUCUAUUGUACGUUUCUUGAGCGAGAAAAUAGCCGAUAGUUAGUCGUUUUCUCGUCUUUGGUGGGACAACUGCCUUAGUAAAAUUUAUUUUCUUUCUUUCAUAUUAUUAUAAAAUAGUUUUGAUUUCAUUUGUUACUGAAGUUGCCAGAUUUUCCACCUGAAAUAAAAGUUAUUACAGUGUGUUGUAUACAUAAAUAGAUUGGAAUAUAAAUAUAUUUUGAAAUCAAAAUUAAUUCUUACAUAAAACUUUGCGUGUAAUCAUAUUUUGGGUCCCAUCAACAUUUAGAAUAAAAAUAUAUGGCAACACUGACACUUUCUGACCACUGCUAUAUCCAAUCAGACUGAGAAUGAGAAGAAAAGAUGGAGAAGUUUAUUCCAUUUACAUAACAUUUUGCAACUAAUAUCAUAACACCUAAACCAUUCCUUUACAAUAAGUCAAUAAAAAAGGCAAGGACUUGGUCAAAAAUGCUUGCUGGGAGAAUGCUUGUGUGUGCAUUUUUAAAUGUGAUAUUAUAUAAAAUAUUAAUUGUAUAAGCGUAUUUAAUAAAGUUAUAAUGACAUUUUAA
Molecule: messenger RNA, 1845 nt
Organism: Helicoverpa armigera (cotton bollworm)
Lineage: Eukaryota; Metazoa; Arthropoda; Insecta; Lepidoptera; Noctuidae
Gene: Atg12
Product: autophagy protein 12-like
Exons: 3
Coding region: 135-515 (126 amino acids)
Biological process (GO): C-terminal protein lipidation; autophagy of mitochondrion; autophagosome assembly
Cellular component (GO): Atg12-Atg5-Atg16 complex; phagophore assembly site membrane; cytoplasm
Source: RefSeq, a predicted model, not a curated record